CGCGUGGCGGGCUGGCGGCAGGAGGCGGGUGGGUGAAGGUAUAUCGGUACUACAGAGUCCCUGAUAGGGGGUUUCGGGAAGCGCUUGGACCCUGGCUUCUGGGACGCGUCAGAAUAUUAUCCAGCAAUGCAAAUGAACAAACUAUAACUACACACAGCUGCAUGGACAAAUGUCAGAAACAUGACGUUGAGUGUGAGAAGCCAGAUGCAAACGAGGACUCACUGUGCAAUUCCGUGCAUGUACAGUGGCCAGGAGAAGGGAGCGUUGGCUUUGCUUUCAUCAGGCCAAAGAUGCCUUUCUUUGGGAAUACGUUCAGUCCAAAGAAGACACCUCCUCGGAAGUCGGCAUCUCUCUCCAACCUGCAUUCUUUGGAUCGGUCAGCCCGGGAGGUGGAGCUGGGCUUGGAAUAUGGAUCCCCCACUAUGAACCUGGCAGGGCAAAGCCUGAAGUUUGAAAAUGGCCAGUGGAUAGCAGAGACAGGGGUUAGUGGCGGUGUGGACCGGAGGGAGGUUCAGCGCCUUCGCAGGCGGAACCAGCAGUUGGAGGAAGAGAACAAUCUCUUGCGGCUGAAAGUGGACAUCCUGUUAGACAUGCUUUCGGAGUCCACUGCCGAAUCCCACUUAAUGGAGAAGGAACUGGAUGAACUGAGGAUUAGCCGGAAGACCAAGAUAGAGAGAAUGUUUAAUACAGAAGAAAUUGGAAAAGGAUCCACAUACACGCAAGGUGCAAAUCUUCAGGUGCAGAUAAUAGGAGCAGUGGAGUUUGCUUAUGCCUCGGCUGGUAUCAAUGGGGACCCUUUAUUAAGUACUCCCGAUGCCGGACACCCCCCGAUGCCGGACACCCCCCGAUGCCGGACACCUCCCCGAUGCCGGACACCCCCCGAUGCCGGACACCCCCCGAUGCUGGACACUCCCCGAUGCCGGACACCCCCCGAUGCUGGACACCUCACUCACAUGACCCUUUUUCAAGUUUGUUAUCCCCAUCGCCAUUUUUUAGAUGAAGAAACCAACCCAGCACGGUGA
This is a messenger RNA of Cercocebus atys (sooty mangabey), 1022 nucleotides long. RefSeq names its product chibby homolog 1 (Drosophila) (gene CBY1). Gene Ontology annotation, cellular component: nucleus. The record is from RefSeq and is a predicted model, not a curated record. NCBI's taxonomy places the organism in Eukaryota, Metazoa, Chordata, Mammalia, Primates, Cercopithecidae. Bases 162 to 1022 code for a protein of 286 amino acids. The transcript has 7 exons. Gene Ontology annotation, biological process: negative regulation of Wnt signaling pathway.